AUGCUCAUUUGUAGUAGACGAUACUUUUCAUUUGUGGUGGGCUUUAACAACAAUCUUUCAAAGUUCUUUUUGGUCAUUGAUCUUCUUGAUCAUCUCGAAGGGUCUGACCAUGAUGAAGCAAGAGUUUGGUCAGUAUAUGAAUGCAACAGUGGAGCAAUAUUCCAAAUUGUAUACAAUGAGCAUCUAAUCGCAAAAAAAAAAAAAGGGUUGAAAACGGCGAGUCGUUCACCCGUUCGCCCAAAACGCACGGCGCUUUCUUGUCUAGCGGACACACACUCUCUCAUUGCGGCGGACUCAGAAAAAUUGAUAUCAGAAUCAGGGUAA
Vicia faba (fava bean) is the source of this 324-nucleotide messenger RNA. The record is from the annotation of a GenBank genome assembly. Lineage: Eukaryota; Viridiplantae; Streptophyta; Magnoliopsida; Fabales; Fabaceae.